Penaeus monodon (black tiger shrimp) is the source of this 1581-nucleotide messenger RNA. RefSeq names its product arylsulfatase H-like. NCBI's taxonomy places the organism in Eukaryota, Metazoa, Arthropoda, Malacostraca, Decapoda, Penaeidae. The record is from RefSeq and is a predicted model, not a curated record. Gene Ontology annotation, molecular function: arylsulfatase activity.
GUUUAGUCGGUUCAGACGGAUGGGGAUCGCCAGUCAUUGCACAUGUUGCAAGCCACGCCCACUUGCCCCUGGACGAGGUCACGCUUGCAACGGCGCUCUCGAGGGUCAACUACACCACGGCGCUUGUGGGCAAGUGGCACCUGGGUUCCUUCUGCAACUUCCUAGGGAGGAGCUGCCCCGGGCCCCUCAACCACGGCUUCCAGACCUUCUUCGGCAUCCCCGUCACCCUCUUCUUCGAGUUCCGAGGCCCUUACCCCUUCUGGAAGUUCGACCUCGAGAAGCCGGAGUACCAGCGCCUUCUCGGGACGUGGGUGGCGGCCAUGGUGAGUCUCGCCUUGGGAAGAAAGUACUUCUCCUGGCGACUUCGAUCUCUCUUCUUCCUGCUGGUGGUCAUCAACGCCCUCUUCUCCGUGUACUGGUUCGUGGUGGCUCACGUCGGGAUCAACAAGGAGUGUCUGUGGGGGGUGUCUCCGUGGCUUCAGCGGAUGGCCAACUCCCUCCUCAUGCGUCAGGACACGGUGGUGGAGCAGCCCAUUCAGCUCGACGGACUCUCUCAGCGCUUCGUCGAGGAAUCCCGCAGGUUCUUGGAGGAACACGCCCACGACGAGCAGCCCUUCUUCCUCUUCCACUCCUUCGGACACGUUCACACGCCCAUGUACUCCGCGCCGCACAUGACGGGCGUGAGCAAGCAUGGGAGCUACGGGGACAACGUGGAGGAGAUGGACGAGGGCGUGGGAGCCCUGAUGGCCGCCCUCAAGGAGCUCGGCCUCGAGGACAACACCAUCGUGUACUUCACCUCCGACCAGGGCGCCCAUCUCGAGGCCAUGGACCUCGAGGGGCGGCGGAUCGGGGGCCAUAAUGGGCGGUUCAAGGGAGGAAAGGUCAUGGGCGGCGCCGAGGGAGGCAUUCGCGUGGCGGGUAUUUACCGAUACCCCGGGCACAUCCCAGCGGGCAAGACCUUGGACACGCCCACCUCCCUCAUGGACCUUAUGCCCACCGUUCUCGAACUGGCAGGCCUGCCCACCAUGCAGGACAUCGUGGCCAAGUCGCAUGCGCUCAAGCCUCGCCAGGAUCUGGACGGCGAGAGCAUUGCCGACCUCCUGAAGGGGAAGACCCGCCCCGCUUCGCACCCUCCGCGCAUCUUCCUUCACCACUGCCGGAAGAACGUCCAUGCUGUCAGGCUUGUCACAGAUAAGCACAUCUACAAGAUGUACCUCUUCAAGCACAAGUGGCACCCGGGCAGCACCCAGUGCGGCUGGGGGCACUCCGUCGGCUGCCACUGCCACCCGACCUGGAUGCACGACCUGACCAAGCAGCCCGAGCUCUAUGACCUCAAGGUUGACCCCUACGAGGACAAGGAUCCCAUCAGCCCCAGCAGCCAGGAGUACAAGGAGGUGGUGGGGCAGCUGCAGAAGUACCUGGAGGAGUGGCACCGGACCGUGCACUACCCGACGCCGCAGCUCACGUCGCUCUUCGAAGUCGCUUGGACGCCGUGGAUGCAGCCCUUCUGUCUCACCUGCUGACGAGAGGGCAGUCGGGAGAGGGCGCUCGGGGGAGGAAUGUAGUUCUGAAGUGAAAUUU